Dovyalis caffra is the source of this 534-nucleotide messenger RNA. NCBI's taxonomy places the organism in Eukaryota, Viridiplantae, Streptophyta, Magnoliopsida, Malpighiales, Salicaceae. The record is from the annotation of a GenBank genome assembly.
AUGUCUCGGGUUUAUGUCGGUAACUUGGAUCCAAGAGUAUCUGAACGUGAUCUCGAAGAUGAGUUUCGCCGAUUCGGUGUUAUAAGAAGUGUGUGGGUUGCGAGGAGGCCACCAGGUUAUGCUUUUAUUGAUUUUGAUGAUAAGAGGGAUGCUCAGGAUGCUAUUCAUGAAUUGGAUGGGAAAAAUGGCUGGAGAGUUGAGCUUUCUCACAACUCCAGAGGUGGGGGAGGUGGGGGUGGUGGCGGUGGCCGUGGAGGGGGUCGUGGUCGUUCUGGUGGUUCAGACUUGAAGUGCUAUGAGUGUGGGGAGCCUGGUCAUUUUGCUCGCGAGUGCCGCUUGCGUGUUGGAGGUGGAGGGGGAGGAAGACGUCGUAGCCGUAGCCCUAGAUAUCGCAGGAGCCCAAGUUAUGGACGAAGGAGCUACAGCCCUCGAGGACGAUCCCCCAAGCGUCGCAGUCUGUCACCUCGUGGUCGCAGCUAUAGCAGGUCACCUCCAUAUCGUGGACGUGAAGAGCUUCCAUAUGCCAACGGGUGA